Patiria miniata (bat star) is the source of this 1154-nucleotide messenger RNA. It is a transcript of the gene mettl22, whose product is annotated as methyltransferase-like protein 22. Gene Ontology annotation, biological process: protein methylation. Gene Ontology annotation, molecular function: protein methyltransferase activity. The coding region runs from base 72 to 1154 and encodes 360 amino acids. Lineage: Eukaryota; Metazoa; Echinodermata; Asteroidea; Valvatida; Asterinidae. The transcript has 9 exons. Gene Ontology annotation, cellular component: nucleus. The record is from RefSeq and is a predicted model, not a curated record.
GCAGAGUUAGGAUCGCACGUGCCCUGCACUGAUGGUUGUUUACAUUUGGCGCAACUUAAAAUUAGAGCAGCAUGUGUGAAUCUGGAGAGCAGGUGCUGUCAGAUGUCCAUGUUUACGUCCCUCCAUCUUCUCAGCUGAUAAAUGAGGGACAUGCAAUUACAAGAUUCUACUUUGAAAUUCCUGAUUCAUCAAGUCAGCUAGUCUCAUCGCCAUCACGCAAGACACCACACACUGCACAGGAAAAUGUGUGCUGGUCUAGCGCAAAGCAGAGAUUGGAAUCUAGGCACUUGGAAUCACAUGAUGAUGAUGAUGAUGAUGGGGAUGAUGAUGAUGAGUCUGUUGCCAUGGCAACAGUAGAUGAGGAUGGAGAUUUGGUGGUUGUUAGGAAGAGGAGGAGCCACUGUGAGCUGCAGAACGUCAUUGUUAUAAAUCACUCCAUGGCGACUACACUUGAUAGCGUUGGACUGCAGGUUUGGCAGGGUUGUCUGCUUCUCUGCGAUUUCCUCCUGACUCACCGGGAGAUGUUCAAGGGCCGGGUUGCCUUGGAGAUGGGGUCAGGGGUCGGACUGGCCAGCAUCGUCAUGGCAACGGCUGCAUCCCAUGUAUUCGCCACAGACACUGGGACAAACGUCUUGGAGAUGUGCCAAAGAAACAUCGACCACAACUGCCACAAUUUGGUGGGUUAUUCGGAUAAGAGUGAGGAAAAGGCAGUCGUCCAAGUGAGAGAGUUAGACUGGCUUCAGUCCACCAAGAGUACAGAUGAUCCUGGUCCUUUUCAAUGGAGUGAUAAAGAUAUUGAGAAACUGGAAGAAGUCACUGUUAUUAUUGCUGCAGAUGUUGUAUACGAUGAUGAUUUGACUGAUGCUUUCUUCAACACACUUAUUCGACUCAUGUCUACAGGGAAGGAUAAGACUGCAUUUCUAGCUCUGGAAAAAAGAUUGAAUUUUACAAUUCAGGAUCUGGACGUGACCUGUAAAGCCUACGACCACUUCCGCUGGCAUAUUACAAGGUUAACCUCCUCUCAAGAUGUGAAAUACUGUGUUGAGCUGCUGCCAAUCGAUUUCCCACUGUGUUUUCAGUACCGAAGAACUGAGCAGCUGGAGAAAGAGAGUGCUGUUUCCUUGUGGUCUGGUGCAUCCAAUUACAGAUCUUAA